AAAGAAGAUAAGCUUGGGAAAUUGUACCUAUCCCGAUAUCGGCUAAUAAUUCUCACCGGCGCAAUGGAAACGGAAGCGGUGGUUCGUACCGUCGCCGGCGUAGACUGUUUUGUCUCAUUACCUCGUCAGCUACUCCAUGCGCUUCAAUCCACUAGCUCCUCUCCUCUUCCUCCGCUUCUCCCUGUCGAGCUACGCUCCGGUGACCGCCGUUGGUCAGUAGCUUGGUCCGGCUCCACCUCCUCCUCCACUGCGAUCGAGGUCGCUCGAGUCUUUGCGGAAAGCAUUUCGUUGCCGGAUGGUACAGUUGUUCAAGUUCGUGUUCUCCCUAAUGUGCCCAAGGCUACUUUAGUAACAGUCGAACCAGACACUGAAGAUGACUGGGAAGUUCUUGAGCUCAAUGCAGAACUUGCCGAGGCAGCUAUACUUAGUCAGGUGAGGCUACUGCACGAGACCAUGAAAUUCCCUUUGUGGUUGCAUGACCGAACUGUGAUAAGAUUUUCUGUGGUUUCAACAUUUCCAUCAAAAGGGGUGGUACAACUUGUGCCAGGAACUGAAGUGGCUGUGGCUCCAAAGAGACGUGACAGAAACCUCAAUGCAAAAAAGAGUCCUGAUGCGUUUUCUCCAGGAAAAGAAUGUAGCAAUCUGAAGGUUCUAUUACGUGUACAAGAUACUGAUGAAUCAGUCUUUCAUCAAGCUGAUGUCAAAGGUUUUGAGCUAAGGGUAGCCCUCACUUCCAUUGCCUAUAUUCAUCCUGAAACUGCCAAGAAAUACUUUCUAGAAUCUCUUCAGUUGAUUUCUGUAUCCCCUAGAAUACCUUUGCAAGGUAGUGCAAAAAAGGACGAAGCCUUAAAUAUGAAAAACAGUGAAGCUUCAAAGGUGGCCGAAAAUGGCACUCCAAGCGAAAAGAAAGAGCCUCGUCGAGCGAUUCUUCGCCUUGUCUUUUCAGAUUUAGCUGCUAAAGGACAUCUAAUGAUGUCCGAAUCUCUUCGUCUCUAUCUAGGAGCAGGCCUACACUCAUGGGUUUACUUAAGGGGAUGCAAUGUAAAUGUGGACAAAGAAAUUCCUGCUCUUGCACUUUCUCCUUGCGUCUUCAAGAUUCCUGAAAAGGAAAAGGUGCUAAAUAGAAGUGCAGAUAUGCUUGGUAAUCAUAAUUCUGUCAGGAAAGGCAGUCAUCCACCUUCUGGCUUGAGCACCUCUAUGGAUGUUUUUGACUGGUCUGUGCAUGAUAAGGUUGUUACAGCUCUUUCAUCUGAGGGUGUGCAUGAAAAAGGAAAUCAAGAUAAUGUCUAUCAAGUUAAGAAUAAAAAAGGAUUGGAAUGCCUUACUCGCUUGUGGUCAUUGGCACAACUUGAUGCUAUUUCAUCAGUUGCAGGAGUUGAUGUUAGUUCGUUAGUUGUAGGAAGAGAAACGUUUUUCCAUUUUGAAGUAAGAGGGCUCAAAUCUGAUAAAUCAAGAGAUAGACAGUCUUCUGGUAAUGAUCGUUGGGAAAGUGGAAAGAAGCAUAAAAACACUCCUUUACAAAUUUUGUACGUCAUGACGGUCUCUGACGAGUCUUUGCUUGGUGAUAAAUUUGCUGUGUAUGAGCUUAGCCUGGAUAGAAGUGAGAAGAGGGACAAUGUGGUGCAUAUUGAGCCAGUACUUGAGAAGAUGAAUUUUGAUGGCCCGAGAUAUUUGACGACGUCUCGUAAAGAUACACACUUCAAUAAAGGAGUUUCCCCGGAUAUAUCUUCCUUGACGUGGAUGGGCCCAAUUGUGCUGGAUGUUAUCAAGCGGAUGACCGUGUUGUUGUCUCCUGCAGCCGGAAUGUGGUUUAGCAAGUUCAGUAUUCCAUCACCUGGACAUAUUCUCAUAUAUGGCCCCCCUGGUUCAGGAAAGACAAUAUUGGCAAGAGCUGCUGCAAAGUACUUCGAAGAACAGAAGGACUUGUUGGCACAUGUGAUUCUGCUAUCCUGUUCUGCACUUGCCUUAGAGAAGGUUCAACACAUCCAUCAAGUCCUGUCUAGUGUAAUAGCUGAGGGCUUGGAACAUGCACCAUCUGUCAUCAUUUUGGAUGAUCUUGAUAGCAUUAUUUCAUCGUCUUCAGAUACUGAAGGAGCACAAGCUUCGGUUGGGGUUACGAUGCUUACAAAAUUCCUAACAGAUGUCAUAGAUGAUUAUGGGGAAUACAGGAAUUUCUCUUGUGGAAUUGGUCCACUUGCAUUUGUUGCUUCUGUCCAGUCUCUAGACCAAAUUCCACAGACAUUGAGCUCAUCAGGAAGGUUUGACUUUCAUGUGCAACUGGCUGCUCCUGCUACCUUGGAACGUGGGGCCAUACUGAAGCACGAGAUACAGAAACGCCUUUUAAACUGUUCAGAAGACAUACUACUUGACUUAGCUGCUAAAUGUGAAGGAUAUGAUGCGUAUGACCUGGAAAUAUUGGUUGAUAGAGCUGUUCAUGCUGCAAUUGGCCGGCAUCUACCUUGUGAAUCAAAUCUUUCCAAGUAUACUUUGGUCAAAGAAGACUUCACUCGAGCUAUGCAUGAAUUUGUGCCUGUUGCCAUGCGUGACAUCACAAAAUCUGCCUCUGAAGGUGGUCGUUUGGGGUGGGAAGAUGUGGGAGGUGUGACUGAUAUUAAAAAUGCUAUCAAAGAGAUGAUUGAGUUGCCAUCAAAAUAUCCGAAAAUCUUUGCAAAAUCUCCUCUGCGUUUGAGAUCGAAUGUUCUCUUGUAUGGCCCUCCUGGUUGUGGGAAGACUCACAUUGUUGGCGCAGCUGCUGCAGCGUGUUCCCUACGGUUUAUAUCGGUGAAGGGGCCCGAGCUGUUAAACAAAUACAUUGGUGCAUCUGAACAAGCGGUCCGUGAUAUAUUUUCAAAAGCAGCAGCGGCAGCACCGUGCAUACUCUUUUUCGAUGAAUUCGAUUCAAUUGCUCCGAAGAGAGGACAUGACAACACCGGAGUAACUGAUCGAGUUGUUAAUCAAUUUCUGACAGAACUAGAUGGAGUUGAAGUUCUAACCGGGGUCUUUGUUUUUGCUGCAACGAGUCGACCAGAUUUACUUGAUCCUGCACUCCUAAGGCCUGGCCGGCUUGAUCGUCUUCUUUUGUGCGACUUUCCUUCCCCACCAGAACGAUUAGAGAUUCUUACAGUUCUUUCUAGAAAGCUUCCGAUGGCUGAUGAUAUUGACUUAGAACCUAUAGCUCUGAUGACUGAAGGCUUCAGUGGAGCUGAUCUUCAAGCUCUUCUCUCAGAUGCACAACUUGCGGCUGUUCACGAGUUUCUGAACAGAGAAGAUGAACCCGAAACCGGAAGUACGCCAAUAAUAACCGAUCCUCUUCUGAAGUCGAUCGCUUCUAAAACGAAGCCCUCGGUUUCUGAAACCGAGAAGCAAAAGCUCUAUGACAUAUAUAGCCAGUUUCUGGAUUCAAGAAAAUCGUCGAGGGAAGCAAAGGGCAAAAGAGCAACCUUAGCAUAAUAGUUAAAGGAAUUACAAAGACAAAAAGAAAAAAGAAAAAUGGUUACAAUGUAGAAUCACAUCAUGGUGUAAAUUUUACUUUCCUGAUAAGCAAUAUAGUCAAAAUGGUUGAGUUUUAAAAUAAAGAUCGUUAAGAGAGCCAUAAUGUGUUGGUCUCUUUAUAGGGUUAAGUUCUACGAUCCAAACAGACUUUUCAAAACAACCUAUAUCAAUAAACUCAAGAAGACAAGAAGAUUCAUAAAUUUUGUUUGGAUAUUUUUGGAAAUUUA
Molecule: messenger RNA, 3719 nt
Organism: Capsella rubella
Lineage: Eukaryota; Viridiplantae; Streptophyta; Magnoliopsida; Brassicales; Brassicaceae
Product: peroxisome biogenesis protein 1
Exons: 17
Coding region: 64-3450 (1128 amino acids)
Biological process (GO): protein import into peroxisome matrix
Cellular component (GO): cytosol; peroxisome; peroxisomal membrane
Molecular function (GO): ATP hydrolysis activity; ATP binding
Source: RefSeq, a predicted model, not a curated record